Messenger RNA from Didymella exigua CBS 183.55, 2422 nucleotides. Its product is annotated as HET-domain-containing protein. The coding region runs from base 141 to 2171 and encodes 676 amino acids. Gene Ontology annotation, molecular function: protein binding. NCBI's taxonomy places the organism in Eukaryota, Fungi, Ascomycota, Dothideomycetes, Pleosporales, Didymellaceae. The record is from RefSeq and is a predicted model, not a curated record. The transcript has 2 exons.
UCUAGCGUGAGCGGCACACGAGCUGCAGAGCUGCGAUAAGCAUCAGCCAACCUCGAUAUAAGCCCACACACUGAGCUGGGCGGGUCUUGAAAUCCUUGGGAGCCCCUAACGCCAGCUCAGCAUACAACCUUCAUAUCGCCAUGGAAGCGGAUGCCCUGCUCGAAUACCGAGUUCUAGAUCCUCCUGGAAACGCGAUCAGGAUCCUUCUUUUGCUGCCAGGUGGAUAUACGGACGAUGUUCAACUAGUCAUCACACACGAGAAACUCCAGGAGGAGAAGCGUAUACCUUACGAAUGUCUGUCGUACACCUGGGGCUCUGAACCGCCAACGGAGAAGCUGUACGUCUGGCAAGAGUCAAGUGCCCAUGAUGGAGGACAUGAGCCUCGCUAUCUCUUCGUACGGAAUAACCUCCUCACCGCGCUGAGGUACCUGCGACUUGCCCACAGUCCUCGAAGGAUCUGGGUGGAUGCUAUAUGUAUCAAUCAAGACAACCUACAAGAGAAAGGUCGCGAAGUUGCUCGUAUGGGACUGAUCUACAGAAUGGCAGCACACGUCCUCGUAUGGAUAGGGCCAGAAGACGAGACCACCUCUACUGCGGUGGAAACAAUCGAGAGGUUAAGUCCUGGGGUUAUCUUGUCCUCAGAUCACCGCAAUUGCGAUACGAUCCCUGGAAGCGAGGCUGCAGUUGUCCGAUAUCAUCUUGCAACGUCGACUCUGACAUCCCGACACUGGUUGGCACUGAGUAGCUUGAUACAGAGACCGUGGUUCAGAAGAUUGUGGAUUAGACAAGAGGUCUUACUAGCGUCCAAGGUUCUGCUGAGAUGUGGCAACACAGAGAUCGAUUGGGCAAAGCUAGAGAAGGUCAUCAUAUUUGUCGAACAUAAGGUGUCCAGGGAGCAUAUCAGCGCAUCAGAUAUUCUGUACUGCCGUUCACUCUUCCCUUACGUGGGUUCUGACAGUCUGGUGUACACCCUCCACCGCUCGAGCCUUUGUGGCCAUACCGACCCCCGCGAUCUGAUCUACGCAAACUUGUCAACCUCUACAGCAAUGAAGCAACUUCAAAUCGAACCUGACUACGAUGCCUCCAUCGCUCACGUCUACAAAGAUAUGGUAUGCAAAUAUAUGCAACGCUUCAAAAGUCUUGAGUUGCUCCGCUCCUGUGACCUCCCAAGCCUUGAGGAGGGCUUCAAGUCGUUCGUGCCUUACUUUGGUAAACCCAAAUCCGAAUCAAGACUCUUUGCCGUGUUCGCACAUGCGGGGUCACGACAGUCAUUCAGCAUUGCAGAUAACGAGAACAUCGUCGUCAAGGGUCGCAUCGUAACCACUGUCCAGACUGUGUCCGGAUCUCGAAAACCAUUCCCAAGGCACACGCAUGAUGGUGACAACUUCAUGGAAAUCAUCGAGACCUAUCGCCACUGGGAGCCAAACGAUCUGAUGACUUCGGCAGCAUACCCGUCCGGUGGGUCACUGCUCGAUGCCUUCGUCCUACUCCUUUCAAACGGGUUCUGCAAGGAGACAUAUCAUAUGGACCACUUACCGUCGCUGCAUCAAUCAAGAGAGUCCUUUCUUGCGGCUGUCUGGUCUGGCGGUGAUCGCGAGCUGAGCAAAGACUUCCGGUACAAAGCAUACAUAGACGAGCUUAUGUCCGAUCGAAGAAGCGAGGUAUUCUUCCGGACCACGGAAGGCUACAUAGGCGUGUCGCCCACCAACGUCGAGAGUGGAGACCAUAUCGCCACACUGCCUGGAUUGAGUGUGGCAAUUGCACUUCGACCCGUUGGUGACGCCUCCAACACCUUUCACAUCGUGGGGCCUUGUUUCCUUCAGGGUGUGAUGUUUGGAGAAGGGUUGUUAGGACCACUUCCUGAAGGCUGGUCUUGCGAGAUGCACAGUAGUCGAGAAUGGUGCUUCCGGAAGGACGACAAGACCGCGACUUGGGAAGACCCAAGGCUAUGGCCAUUACCAUCUUCUUGGGCAUCGCAUCUUUGCGACAUGAGCGUUGACCACAGCCCUUGCGAUGAGAACUGCAAAAUGGAGAAGGAUGGCGCGGGUGAGUUGACAGAACGAUGGUUCUACAACGUGGAAACAAAAGAGAAGACACGCGAAGAUCCUCGACUUGAUGUGCAGGGCUUAGAAGCAGGUGGCGUGGCACUACAGUCUUUCACUAUUAUGUGAGUAAAGUCACGAUGCUCGGUUGUAUCGGUACUUUCAAUGUCGUAGAGCAUCUAUUCUUUAUUGUGCAUCCGAGAUACCAUGCUCGUUUUUAUCACAGACUUCCUUUAUCCUAGAGACGAUAUCAUCUCGUCUACUUGAAAACCUUCUUCCGAUGUGAUAACGCGUCGCUUUCGAAGAUCAGAUCAGACUCCUGAAGGUCCUCAUCGCGAGGUCGUUCGUGCGAUAGUGACUCAGCCGCACCGGCUCGAGGU